CGUUGCGUUGCAUAUAACCAGUAAUUUAUAUUCAUAUCAUUAUUGCAUCUCUACAUAAAACCAAUAUCAAUAUGUCUUUCAAACCAGCAAUUGCAAGCAUGUCCCUCGGGCGCUGUUUUGCCCAUCAUAGUCUCGAACAAAAGUUCAAAGCUGCCAGAGAUGCAGGUCUCUCUGGUAUUGAAAUGUUCUACGAAGAUCUAGCCGAUCUCGCCUCCACCCUACCUUCUCAUCCAUCACCUUCCUCUCAUAUUCACGCUGCGCAAUAUAUUCGCUCUCUCUCCUCAUAUUAUGGUCUUCCCAUCAUAGCCUGCGGGCCCUUCUUUUGCCAAGAAGGAUCUCUUUCCUCUUCCGCUAAAAAGUCUAAACUUCAAGAACUAAAUCUUUGGUUCCAAGUUUGCCGUAUACUAGGCACAGAUAUCAUUCAGAUUCCCUCCACAUUUACUUCCUCGUCUGGAAACACCCCUUCCAUAUCACAAAUGGUCUCCGAUCUUCGCGAAAUCGCCGAUUUGGGCGCUGCUCAAAAACCACCUUUCAGAUUCGCAUUUGAAAAUCUGUGUUUUGGUGCACAUAUUGAUACGUGGAGUGGAGCGUGGGAAAUCGUAAAGGGUGUUGAUAGGGAAAAUUUUGGAUUAUGUCUAGACACAUUCAAUAUCGCUGGGCGCGAAUUUGCUGACCCCGCUUCUCUUUCGGGUACUGUACCUGAUGCUCAAGCGACAUUCAAGAAAAGCUUGGAGAAGAUGGUACAGACUAUUGAUCCCAAAAAAGUAUUCUACAUCCAGAUCGUUGAUGCAGAGCGCCUGGCUGAGCCGCUGGUUGAAGGCCACGAGUUUUAUACCGAGGGAAUGAAAGCACGAAUGUCGUGGAGCAGGAAUUGUAGGUUAUUCCUGGGAGAGCAGGAUAGAGGGGGUUAUCUUCCCGUGAUGGAUGUUUUGAAAGCUAUAUGUGAUGGCUUAGGAUAUAAGGGUUGGGUGAGUUUCGAGUUAUUCAAUCGAAGCUUGGUGGAGAAAGGCGAUCAUGUUCCAAGAGAACAUGCUGAUAGAGCUGUCAGAAGUUGGGAAUUUGUAUGUGAGGAGAUGGGAUGGGAAAACGUGUGUGCUAAUAUGAACGAAAGAAGGGCAGAGAGGGAGAGAAGGGGGGAAAUUGGAACUGACGUUAUGGCUCGCUUGUAACUUUUGGAUUUAUGGAGUAGGUAGACGAUAUGCAUUACACGGCGCUUGGCGGGAUGGAAACAUUUAUACAUCAUGGCGUUAAAUAUACAUAGUACAU
Botrytis deweyae is the source of this 1266-nucleotide messenger RNA. RefSeq lists its product as uncharacterized. Lineage: Eukaryota; Fungi; Ascomycota; Leotiomycetes; Helotiales; Sclerotiniaceae. The record is from RefSeq and is a predicted model, not a curated record. The coding region runs from base 72 to 1169 and encodes 365 amino acids. The transcript is spliced from 2 exons.